AUGCCCAUCACUAGGAGGCCCAAAGUCCGUUCUGCUUCCGGGGCAUCGAGUCAGAGGAGCUUAUCUUUCACGCGGAAAUGCCUAUCGAGGGGUCCGAAUAACCUGAAAAAUAAGAUUUUCCGGACUUCCAAGGCUGAGCUUUAUUCCCAUCAACUCGCGUAUACUGUUCCUAAACAAGCGAACUGCCAUCCUAUUUUGUUGAGAUGCCACAAACAAACUGGCUCCGCUGAGGGGAGUGGGCUGAUGACAAGUUUAGUACAGUCUCUCGAUGUCUGCAAGUGUUUGGCUGCUUUAGACGAAAGUCAACUAAAUCUCUCCAAAUAUGCUUCUCUCCUGUUUCUCCCCUCCUCACACAAACUUUCACUGGAGAUAAUCUCACCCGAGGUGUCAAUUUCCCUUAAGCGUUUACGCUCAAUUUCAAAUGGCCAGCGAAAAAGAUGCAGCAGACUGUCAGCUGGACAAAGUUCAUCGAGGAAAUUGGCAAGAGCGAGAUGGUUAAAUGAUCUUGCUCCGGACGAAUUCAAUCACAAUGGAGAUGAGUUUACAAAUGUGAAGUCGGCUAGAUUCACCAAUGUCAACAGAGACGCGUGUACGCAAAAGCCGGUUUUUGUCAACAAUGAUCCAGUCGAGGACGCGACUCAGAUGGGCAGGCCCGAGCCCCACGGCUUGCCAGCUAUUCGGGUUGAAAAUCAAGACCAGCAGCCGCCACCACCACUAAAUACCAAUCAGCCUCACGUUUGGUACAGCGUUGACGAAGAGUCGACUGAUUCGGAGCUGGUGGACGAUAGCUCAGAAAGGUCGAAGUACACAAAACAGGCUCCGAAAAGUCUAACUGAACGGGAGUUUUUGGUGAGUCGACCGUAUUUAGGACCUCACGACGACCAGCAACUCUCUACCAGACUGAUCAGUAGACGUGGAGACUUCCUUCGUUCGGAGGGGCUCGGAUGCGAGAUUGGGGACUAUGGCUGCUACACAGCCUGGUCCCGUAACACUUUACGCACCAUCCAAUGCAGGCCUGCCUCUAUGUACGGUGAUAGACUGUGGGUAUCUGAACAAACUGUACCUGGUGUUGGUGAUGUAGUGCUACUCCAAGAGCCAGAGCACAACUUUUCGGCUAGAUUACUUCACAGACCGCGGAACUCAAUUUGUCUUCGAGCUAAGAGUUUCGGCCUUAAGCAUAAACAACACGUGGUUCAAUUGCUG
Protopolystoma xenopodis is the source of this 1203-nucleotide messenger RNA. Lineage: Eukaryota; Metazoa; Platyhelminthes; Monogenea; Polystomatidea; Polystomatidae. The record is from the annotation of a GenBank genome assembly.